Molecule: messenger RNA, 1770 nt
Organism: Ustilaginoidea virens
Lineage: Eukaryota; Fungi; Ascomycota; Sordariomycetes; Hypocreales; Clavicipitaceae
Exons: 2
Coding region: 1-1770 (589 amino acids)
Biological process (GO): carbohydrate catabolic process
Cellular component (GO): extracellular region
Molecular function (GO): cutinase activity
Source: RefSeq, a predicted model, not a curated record
AUGUUUGGUGGUGGCUUUCCACCUGGUGGCCUUGGUGGCCUCGGGGCCGGUGGCAGUUCUUCUUCAUCCGAUGGCAAAGACUCGGGCGAUGACGAUGAAGACUCGGACGACACUCCUCCAGCCACCGGCAAGACCUCUCAUAUUGACAGCAAAGGUUCCGGCGUUGAUGCCAAAGCCUCGGGCGACACUCUUACUCCUCCAGCCACUAGCAAGGCUUCUCGUGAUAAUAGCAAAGGUUCCGGCGACAAUGCUAAAGUCUCGGACGACACUCCUACUCCUCCAGCCACUGGCAAGGCUCCUGGUGACGACAGCAAAGAUUCCAGCGAUGAUGAUAAAGACUCGGACGACACUCCUACUCCAGCCACUAGCGAGACUUCUGGUGAGAACAGCAGCAAAGAUUCCAGCGAUGAGAAAAAAGACUCGGACGAUACUCCUACUCCUCCCGCCACUGGCAACACUUCUAGUGAUAGCGGCAAAGGUUCCGGUGAUGCCCCCCCAGCUGCUGGCAAGGACUCUAGUGAUAGUCCUCUACCUGGCGGCGAACCUCCCGGCGAUACUCCCCCACCUGCUGGCAAGGACUGUAGUGAUAGUCCUGUACCUGGCGGCAAAGAUUCUGGUGAUACCCCCCCAGAUACUGGAAAGGACUCUAGUGAUACUCCUCUACCUGGCGGCAAAGCUCCCGGCGAUACUCCCCCACCUGCUGGCAAGGAUACUACUGAUGCUCCUCUACCUGGCGGCAAAGCUCCCGGCGAUACUCCCCCACCUGCUGGCAAGGAUACUACUGAUGCUCCUCUACCUGGCGGCAAACCUCCCUGCGAUAAACCCCCAGCUACUGGCAAAGACUCCAGUGAUACUCCUCUACCGGGCGGUAAAGCUGCCGGCGGGAACCCUAUGCCUGAUGCUGCUGGUGCUGGAAACCACGUCAAACGUUCCAGUGACAGCUCUUCCACUUGGGCCGUCGGGGCCGUCGGUAAAGCUUUCAGCGGCGCGACUUUACGGACGUGGCUCGGCGGCAAGAUUCCCAGACGCGGCAUUUUCCGCAGGCAAUUUGGCGGUUUUGGCGGUUUAAGCCCAGGCGCAGGCGGCAGCUUGUUCCCUGGGUAUGGAGGCGGCCUUGGGGGCGGUAGUGGUUGGACUCCCGGCCCAAGCCUGGGCGGAGGCUCGGAUCAAGCGUCGCUCUCGGGGAAAAACAAAGACUCGGGCGACUCAGCGGGCGACUCUGACUCAUCCUCGGGGGGUUGCAAAGAGGUAACCCUUCUCUUCGCAAGAGGAACAGGCGAACCGGGAGACUUGGGCUUAUCACUUGGUCCUGCAACGGCGCAGGCCCUGCAAGCAGCCCUCGGCGGCGACAGACUCUCGGUCCAAGGCGUGAAAUACGCAGCCUCUGUCCAGGGCAACUUUAACAUGGGCGCCGACCCGGCCGACGUCAUGAUCAUGCAGAAGCAGAUAGCAGACAUCCUGCACAGCUGCCCCAAGACGAAGCUCGUGGUCGGAGGAUACAGCCAGGGCGCCUCGCUCACGCACCGGUCUGUCAGCGGCCUUCCGCGAAGCCAGAAGCGCAGGAUCGUAGCUGCCAUUACCUAUGGCGAUCCUCUGAUGAUCUGGGAACAAGGUCAAAUAGCCAAUUUCCCCAAGUCCAAAACCCACAUCGUCUGCGACAAUGCCGACGGCAUGUGCAACGGCUCGUAUGCCUUGACGCCCGCUCACUUCAUGUACGGACCUCGCGUGAAGGAGCAGAUCGACUUCAUCAUGUCCAAGCUUCGAGAAUGA